This is a messenger RNA of Pteropus alecto (black flying fox), 3564 nucleotides long. RefSeq names its product N-acetyltransferase 14 (putative) (gene NAT14). The transcript has 2 exons. Lineage: Eukaryota; Metazoa; Chordata; Mammalia; Chiroptera; Pteropodidae. Bases 1094 to 1708 code for a protein of 204 amino acids. The record is from RefSeq and is a predicted model, not a curated record. Gene Ontology annotation, molecular function: N-acetyltransferase activity.
GGGAGGCAGCCAUUUCUGCGUGGGGCUCUGUUUACCCUAAAAAAAUGGGUGCAGUGGUCGCGAGUGGGAAGGCGCAGGAAUCUAGAAUCUUGGUCUGCCACUUGUUCCCUAUAAGUCACCCCACCCCUCCUCUCAUCUGAAAAGUCGGUUGUGGGGAAUGCUUGUCCUGAAGGUCACUGAGCCCGGGUUGGGAUUGGAGCGGAGGUCCCUGAGGUGGACAGUUUGGGAGCUGGUGGUCUCAGGAUACGGAAUUGGCUCUUCCCACGAAGACCCGGGCGCCAAUGAGUAUUGAUCCGCUCCCAUCACCGCCCCUACUUACUCGCUAGUUGCUUAGCAACCAGGGAACGUCGUGAAGCUAGCGUGCGCGCCCCCGCGGGCUGCUAAGUACAGCUCCCAGCCCUCACCCCUCCAGGACCCGUCGUCGUCUUACGGGUCCUCUCUCCAUCGGUCCUUCUAACCCCGUCCCUGCCAGGGGCCCCGCGUCCUGCCCUCGUUCCUCCUCAGCGACCACCAACUUGGCAACAGUUGCUAAGGCCGAGUAAAGGCGCCGUCCUACCUCUAACGUGCGCGAGUCUUACGUCACUUCCGCCACCGGCGACUCUUCCCCUCCCCCAACCCUGUACCCCACCUUGUCAGAGGAUUAGAGCGACCCGCAGAGGUCCUUGCAGGUCCUUGCUCCUGCGGCCACUCUGGGAGAGGGACGCUGGGUCUUGGGGAGCGCGGUCCAUCCUCUGGUCGUGGAGGGGGAGUUCGCCUACGCCCCCAGGGAAGCUCCAGAGCUUGGGAGGGACCCCCGUGUUGCCAGGUGUUGGCAACCACAGGUCAUUUAGGGGUAGAUCGCUUAACACGGAGUUGGGGGGCGAGAUCCCGGGAGACGUUAGGGAGGUGGCUGGGUGGAGGGGGCAGCCUGGCCUGCCUCGGCCGUCACUUCGCUUAGGUGGGACGGGGGCAAGCGACCUAACUAUUCUCAUCUGGGACAUGCUACUGCAGGUUCCCACCCCUGGGGCGCUUGGGGACUAGAAGUGCUGUCCUGACGCUCACCUGCUUAUUUUCACCAGGUGCACGCCUGCUCCCUUGGGGAACGGGGGCUGCCAUGGCUCCCAGCCACCUGUCGGUGCGGGAGAUGAGGGAGGAUGAGAAACCCCUGGUGCUGGAGAUGCUGAAGGCUGCUGUGAAGGACACGGAGAACCGAGUGGCCCUCCACGCCUUGACACGGCCACCUGCCCUGCUUCUUCUGGCGGCCGCCAGCAGUGGCCUGCGCUUUGUGCUGGCCUCCUUUGCCCUGGCCCUCUUCCUGCCUGUGUUCCUGGCUGUGGUGGCCAUGAAGCUGGGCCUACGGGCCCGGUGGGGUUCCUUGCCUCCGCCGGGUGGCCUGGGGGGGCCCUGGGUAGCAGUGCGUGGCUCUGGUGAUGUGUGCGGGGUCCUGGCCCUAGCCCCUGGCUCUAACUCUGGGGCCCGGGUCACUCGCCUCUCUGUCGCCCGUUGGCACCGCCGCAGAGGCGUGGGCAGGCGGUUACUGGCCUUUGCAGAGUCCCGGGCACGCACCUGGGCAGGGAGCAUGGGGGAGCCCCGGGCCCGCCUUGUGGUCCCAGUGGCCGUGGCGGCUUGGGGCGUGGCAGGGAUCCUGGAGGGCUGCGGCUACCAGGCUGAGGGGAGCUGGGGUUGCAUGGGCUACACGUUGGUAAGGGAGUUCAGCAAGAACCUGUGACUCAUGUGUGAGCACCUACCCGGUGUGGGCACUUCCACAGCCCCCUGUGUGCACCCCAACCUGCCCAGGGUCCAGACUGAGGCCUGAGGCUGUCUUCAGUGUCUGAGCUUCUCAGUGGUCAACCCAUCCAGCCCCCUGCCUCAGAUUCUGUCUGCACUGAGAUCUCCAGUGUGUCUGCAAAGCCUACACUGUUUGUGCUAUCGGCCUGGGAAAGAUGCAGAGAGGAGGAGAGGAGGCUGAGCAAGUGUUCCCUCCAAGAGUUAGGACUUGGCAGGGGCACCCCAAACUAGGAUGAGGCCUCCCAUGAAGGGAGUGGGGUUUGAUGUCUAUGCUUGGAGGGGAUGGGUUUGGAGCCAGAGGGGAUGAGCAGAACCUCUGUAGGGGAGGGUGGUCUCAGAGAGAGCUCUGCGAGGAGGGGUUGAGACAGAGUGGUGGCUCUUCCCUGGGAGAAGGUGAGAGACGGGAAGGGCAGCCAGUCCCGUCUGGUUUUUACACCCGUUUGUUAAUAAAUCCUGGAACUGCUCUGGGUCCAGCUCUCUGUCUGAUGCCUUUCCCAGUCGUCUCUGAACCCCCCCUUCUGUCUGGCUCCUCCUUCCGGGAGUUGACAUUAAUUGUUGGUGGGGGUGUUGGCCUGGGAGACGAGGAGGGGAGGCGGUGAGCUCACAGCAGCCCUGCUCCUUGCCAGCCCUCUGACUCACGCUCCCCAUUACCCAAGUUUUCCGCCUCCCAGCUGCCUGGUGCAGAGUGUGAGAGUGUGUGUGUGCAGUCAUCUCCCCAUCCAGGCCUUGACCCUUGGUCUGCUCAUCUCCCUACCCUGGUUCCCUCCGGGGAGUCGGGGGUGCAUAGAAGCUCAGCUACUUCUCCCUCAGAUGGGUGGCUUUACAUCCAACUCCACUGGGGGAUGAGAGAGGGGUUUCUCAGUCUGCUUUUGCAGUUCAGGGAGUCCUUCCUGGUGUCUGGCUGGAGGCCCUCUUGCUGCUGAAUGGCGAUCCCUAGCCGUGCCAGGUUCCCAUGCCCGGCAACGCCUAUCUACCCUCCAAUCUGUCCACCCUGAUCCCACCACACUUCCCUGGCUAGACAGAGAGGACGCAGAUGCGUGGGCGCCUUGCCCCUGUCUGUCCCUUCUCCGCAGCCUAAGCAUCUCUACACGCCCGGCUCUGUGUGGGUGUUUGCAGUUGGACACCCUCCUUCCCUCCUGCUACCCCCCUCCUCCCUAGGCCUCAGCCUCUGGCCAGCCCCCUCCCCGCCCCCCCUCCCCUGCUGCCUCCUCAGCAGCCUCUCUUGCUCCUGGCAAAGAGUCCAGCUCCUGCCUGCUCCUCCCAGGUCCAGAGCGCCUCUGUAGGCGCUUCCAUCCCCUCCUUCCCUCCCUCCCUCCGGUGGCUGUGGUCUCCUCCAUUCUCCUGUUCUGGUCCCCUCUUGCUCCAUCCCUGCUCCAGACUCUGCAAACAUGAGGGUCUUGGCCUGCCUCCUAGGUGAGUGACCCGUUCUCCUUGGGGACUCAGGGACUUGGGCCCCACCCUCGGACCCUGAGCUCAUCCACUUGAGGGACUCAGACUUCCAGGACCUGGUCCUGGUGCUUGGGGACAUAGGAUAUCUGCCCUCCUUGCCUGACUCCCAGCGACCCAGUCUUCUGCAUACCCAGUCCUACCCUCUGAGGAGCCCCAGGGAUCUGCCCCCCUCCACCAUCCCAGACCCUCUGGGGGGUCACCCACCAUUUGACCCGAGGCCUGGUCCUCAGCCCUGACCUGUGGCAUCCAGGGCCCUGCCCUUCUCUGCCAAGUCCUGCUUUAUUUCCGGUGGGGGGGUGGGGUUCUGGUUCAGAGGUGUGAGCAUUUGUGUGUAUGUGUGUGUGUGUG